Messenger RNA from Phyllostomus hastatus (greater spear-nosed bat), 1162 nucleotides. It is a transcript of the gene TAGLN, whose product is annotated as transgelin. The record is from RefSeq and is a predicted model, not a curated record. Gene Ontology annotation, molecular function: protein binding. Bases 125 to 730 code for a protein of 201 amino acids. NCBI's taxonomy places the organism in Eukaryota, Metazoa, Chordata, Mammalia, Chiroptera, Phyllostomidae. The transcript has 5 exons.
GCUGACGUCACCACGGCAGCAGGCCUUUAAACCCCUCACCCAGACAGCGCCCAUCCUGUCUGUCCAAGUCCAGGCAGAACUGAUUCCUUCUUGCGAGCCCUGAGGAGCCCCUCUCUCCCCAAACAUGGCCAACAAGGGACCUUCCUAUGGCAUGAGCCGUGAAGUGCAAUCCAAAAUUGAGAAGAAGUAUGAUGAGGAGCUGGAGGAGCGGCUGGUGGAAUGGAUCAUAGUGCAGUGUGGCCCUGAUGUGGGCCGCCCAGACCGUGGGCGCCUGGGCUUCCAGGUCUGGCUGAAGAACGGUGUGAUUCUGAGCAAGCUGGUGAACAGCCUGUAUCCUGAUGGCUCCAAGCCAGUGAAGGUGCCUGAGAACCCACCCUCCAUGGUCUUUAAGCAGAUGGAGCAGGUGGCUCAGUUCCUGAAGGCAGCUGAGGACUAUGGGGUCACCAAGACCGACAUGUUCCAGACUGUUGACCUCUUUGAAGGCAAAGACAUGGCAGCAGUGCAGAGGACCCUGAUGGCCCUGGGUAGCUUGGCAGUAACCAAGAAUGAUGGGCACUAUCGUGGAGAUCCCAGCUGGUUUAUGAAGAAAGCCCAGGAGCAUAAGAGGGAAUUCACAGACAGCCAGCUGCAGGAGGGAAAACACGUCAUUGGCUUACAAAUGGGCAGCAACAGAGGAGCCUCCCAGGCUGGCAUGACUGGCUACGGAAGACCCCGGCAGAUCAUCAGUUAGAGGAUGAGGGCCAGCCCCCAGCCCUGCCCUUCCCCAGCUUAUUGGCUGCAGCCAUCCUGCCUAGCCCACCUUACCCACACAAGUGUAGUUCUUCAGCCCCAGUCAAGUUUCCAGGCUCAGAGGGUCCAUCACUGAGCAAAGGGGACUGUGCUUGGGCAAUUCCCCCUGACCCCUCAGCCCGACUUCUGACCCCAAACACUGCUCCCUGGACCUCCUCCUAGCUCCCUCACCAUCUCUACUGUCUAUCCCCAUCUUGGGAUGAGCAGGGAGGGUUUGGGCUGGGGGCGGCCUAGGUGUGGGGCACAUCCACUGUCCUCCUUGGCAGCACAUGCCCAUUGAAGGAGACCCAGCCCAACCUCCCUCCAAUUUUUGCUGGAAUAUUUUGGGGGUUGAAAUUCAAAAAGGAAAAAAAUAUACAUUAAUCUUUUCUCA